AAUUUAUAGGCCACAAUAUAUACACUACAUUGGCCAAAGUAUUGGGAUAACCCUCCAAAUCAUUGGAUUUUGGUGUUCUAAUCACCUCCAUGGCCACAGGUGUAUAAAAUCAAGCACCUAGGCAUGCAGACUGCUUCUACAAACAUUUGUGAAAGAAUGGGUCACUUUCAGGAGCUCAGUGUAUUCAAUCGUGGUACUGUGAUAGAUUGCCACCUGUGCAAUAAGUCCAUCCAUGAAAUUUUGUUGCUAUUAAAUAUUCCAAUGUCAACUGUUAGUGGUAUUAUAACAAAGUGAAAGCAACUGGGAACAGCAGCUACUCAGCCACGAAGUGGUAGGCCACAUAAAAUGACAGAGUGGGGUCAGCGCAUGCUGAAGCGCACCGUGCGCAGAAUUCACCAACUGUCUGCA
This is a messenger RNA of Staurois parvus, 408 nucleotides long. NCBI's taxonomy places the organism in Eukaryota, Metazoa, Chordata, Amphibia, Anura, Ranidae. The record is from the annotation of a GenBank genome assembly.